AGCUGCAUAACUUCUAUACCAUAGAUGAUGUUUUCGGUGUCCACUGGCAUUAGUAUAAUAACUAGAAUUAGUUAGGAGUACAAAAAACAACAAAAAUAACAAUAGCUGCAUUACUCCAACAGUAACUACUGGAGGAGGAAUAAAAAAAUGAAAGCAACAGGAACGAUUAUUUCGGUUUCGGAAACGUAGGUACAAAAAUCUUAGGUGAUAUGUGGUAUUCACGUAAAGGUGUGGUUCAACCAGAGUUAAUAUAUUAGUAACCUUGCGUUCGACAAUCAUUGGAUGAAUUAUAUGAAAGGGUAAUUCACUCAAAACGGGAAAUUCCUUAAAACGAAUACAUAUUACUUUCAUUAGGCAACACCGCAGAUACUAACCUUACUUUUAAGUCACAUAAAUUCAAAUUUGAAUUUAAAAAAUUAUAUACAUGAGUUAUAAAAUUACAAUGAAAUUUUGAAACAAGUCAAGUAGAAGAAAACAUUCAGUGCAGUGUCUUCACUUUUAAUGAAAUGUUGUUUUGUGCGGAAAUAACGGACAUUCGAAUAAUUUAUAAUGUUCUCAGGUCCAUCACAAUUAAAGAUUAUGUUAUUUUAAGGCCAUUGGCGGAAGGUCUGAAAUUAACAUUGGAUGAGAUGAAAUGUGUUGAAACUUCAACAUAUAUACCUUGUGAUAUGUUUUCUUUUUAUCAUGUGGACAGCACUGAGGACAUAAUUUUCAAAAUAAAUUUCAAAACAUUGGUGGAUAUUCUGAAUAUUUUCGGGGAUGAUGGAAACCCUAACGUAAAGCUGUCCUAUAAGUCAGUAGGAUCACCACUAUGUAUAGUAAUGAACCAUAAUGAAGAAAAUAUAACUGUGGAUUGUGAAAUAAAAACAAUGAAUAUUGAUGAUAUCAAUGAUGUAAGUCUGGCAGAUGAAUGCAAUUUGAAUAAAAUUGUUUUGAAUGCGAGUAUAUGUGUUGAAUUACUCAAUAGAUUAGAUAAUUCUGCUGAUGAAUUGAAAAUAAUCCUAAGUCCAGAUCCACCUUUUAUUACCUUUGCAACAACAGGAAUAGCAGGAGAAUCAGAAGUGCAUAUAUCUAAAAAUUCUGAUUCUGUGACAGUGUAUCAAUGUACACAAACAACUACCUCAGUCUACAGCUUUUCCUAUAUCAGGCAGAUAUUGAAGGUCAUCUGGUGUGGUAAAAAUAGAUUGGAACUAAUUUAAAAAUUCGUAUCAUGAAAAAUUACUUCGUACACCUGUUGAUCAAUUGAAGCCUUUGAAAAUGUCAACCGCAGCAGUAGACGAAACGUCAGGCACGGCCAGAAAAUAGCCUUCAUACAAUUAUUAUCAUUAAAAAAUAUUGAAAGUUACAAGAUUGGUAUAUGUGAUUUGAGUUUUUCAACCUGUCUGGGAAGGGUGGGAAUGAGGGGAAAAAUUAAAAAAACCGAAUCACUAAAAGUUCAAUUUGUGUAUUUACCAGGUCAAGAUAUAUCAUUCGUGGCGAUUAAUUUAACAUGAAUAACUUCAACACUGAGUUUUCCAGGCCGUCAAAGGGAUUGUAUAUGGGCGAGAAUUAAAAGAAUCAUGUCUAUGAAAAUAAAGUUACCUACAAGAAUCCAUCUCAUUUCCACUUCUUCAGACGGCUUGGAAAACUCAUACGUGGAGAAAUGGGGUGAAAAUAUAUUUUAUCAUUAAAAGUUAAACUGAUAUACCUACAAAAUACAAUCUUUUGUAUUGUUGUGUUAGACAAUGCCCCCAGGGCCGUCGUAGGGAAAAGAAAUACCAGGGGGGGGAGGGAAUCCAAAUUUUCCCAACACCACCAGCAAAAUUUCCCAACU
Molecule: messenger RNA, 1813 nt
Organism: Leptinotarsa decemlineata (Colorado potato beetle)
Lineage: Eukaryota; Metazoa; Arthropoda; Insecta; Coleoptera; Chrysomelidae
Gene: Rad1
Product: Radiation insensitive 1
Biological process (GO): DNA damage checkpoint signaling; DNA repair
Cellular component (GO): checkpoint clamp complex
Source: RefSeq, a predicted model, not a curated record